CUCCUGACACAUUACACCAAUUCUCACAGGAGCGUGCAACCCUACGUCUCCCUCCUUUCUUCAGAGCACCCAACACAGGCAGGACAACAGUGCUGGCAGAGCAUCCAGGGCAGCACCCUGCAUAUGUGCAGAGCCCCAUGCUUUGGAACAUCAAGGAAACAGAAAGCAAAUAAAUUAUGUUCUUCAGAUUCUGGUGGCUUUUGUGGAUACUUGAACAACAUGAAUUUUUAGCAGAAAAUCUCAGUGAAGAAAAAAGAUAUGGACUGAAAAGACCCACAACUAAACACAUUCUGUCAAAUACUAUAGAAAAAUAUCCCAGCCCAAGUGAUCAAGAUGAAGACUGCAUUCUGGAGAUUGCUUUUUUACUGGACAGCUCCGAAAGUGCUAAGCAUUAUAAUCAUGAACAGCAAAAAAAAUUUGUUCUGGAAAUGGUAGACCAAAUGAAAGGUCUGCAGCUUAGUUCUGGACGGACCCUUAGUUGGAGGAUGGCCUUACUCCAGUAUAGCAGCACUGUUUCCACAGAGCAAACUUUUCGUGACUGGAAAGGUCCGGAAGCAUUCAAAUCCCACAUUGCUCCUAUCACCUACAUAGGUCAUGGUACCUACACAACUUACGCUAUUACUAAUCUUACACAACUCUACAUGACAGAAGGGACUCCAGGUAGUUUGAAACUAGCUGUACUCUUCACUGAUGGAGUUGACCAUCCAAGAAACCCAGAUAUUUUUGCAGCUACAGCUGAUGCUAAAUACCAAGGAAUUGUAUUGUUCACAAUGGGAAUGACCAGAGUGGCUGAGGAGGUUAGCAAUGCUGCCAAGCUCCGGCUCCUGGCCAGUGUCCCAGCAUCCAGAUUUGUUUCCAAUCUCCAGGAGAAAGGAACUGUGGAGAAGGUUCUCACAGAAAUGAAGGAUCUGUCAGAAGAACAAUGUCCCCAGGCUGCCAUAUGUAAAUGUGAGAAGGGGGAGAGGGGACUUCCUGGCCCUGCUGGCAAAAAAGGUCGUACUGGGGAUGAUGGAACUCCAGGCCUGAAAGGAGCAAAGGGGGAACCAGGCCUUAAUGGAAUUCCAGGACGAGAUGGAAUAGAGGGAAAAUCUGGAUACAAAGGAGAGAAGGGUGAAAGAGGUGAAUGUGGAAGCCCAGGGACAAAAGGAGACAAAGGUCCUGAAGGUCCAAUUGGCCCCAGAGGUACAAGAGGGCUGCAGGGUCCACAAGGACAACCUGGAGAUCAGGGGCCUGAAGGCCUGCCAGGAUCAAAGGGUGAAAGAGGUCUCCCUGGGCCACCUGGUUUGCCUGGAGAGACUGGAAUAGGACUGCCAGGCCCAAAGGGUGACACUGGCUUGACAGGAAGACCGGGCCCAGUUGGCCCACCUGGAGUUGGUGAGCCAGGAGUUCUGGGGCCUCAAGGACCACAAGGUGUUCAAGGGGAACGAGGUUUACCAGGAGAAGGGCUUCCAGGAGCAAAGGGAGACCGUGGUUUUGAUGGACCAAAAGGCGCUCGUGGACUUCCAGGCAUCAGCAUAAAAGGUGAAAAGGGUGAAUUUGGUCCACCUGGUUUACCUGGACCAAUAGGAUUACCUGGAAUUGGAAUUCAAGGAGAGAAGGGAGUGGAAGGCCCCAAAGGACCUCCAGGCUCUAGAGGGCUACCAGGACAGGGACUACCUGGACCAAAGGGUGAACAAGGCUUGCCAGGAGAGACUGGAGUGCCAGGAGAAAGAGGUAUUGGAGAGCCUGGUUCUAAGGGUGAGCCAGGACUUUCAGGACUGGCAGGUCUGCCUGGCCUUCCAGGAGAAGAUGGAGCCCCUGGACAAAAGGGUGAACCAGGAUUACCUGGUCUUAGAGGUCCUGAAGGUGCUCCAGGAGUUGGAAUACAGGGGGAGAAGGGAGAUCAAGGUCAGAGAGGAAUACGUGGAUUAACAGGACCAACAGGAGUGCCUGGGCCUGCAGGAGCUAAAGGAGAGCCUGGUGUACCAGGACGUCUUGGAAUGCCAGGCCCUCCUGGAAGAGCUGUGCCUGGACCAAAGGGUGACAUUGGCCUACCUGGUCUUGCUGGACCAAUUGGAGAACCAGGUUUUGGGCUCCCUGGGUCAAAGGGUGACAGAGGUCUUCCAGGACUCCCCGGACCCUAUGGGCCAAAAGGAGAUGGUUACCCCGGUCCACCUGGCUUGCCAGGCCUUCCUGGGCUUCCCGGUGAGCAAGGCCCUGAUGGAGUUGGACUACCAGGACCUAAGGGUGAUGUUGGUAGUAGAGGACCAAUUGGUCUCCCAGGUCCCCCAGGAGAAGGUCUGCCAGGACCAAAAGGAGCCACAGGACGCCCAGGGCUGCCUGGCCCUGCGGGACCUCCUGGUGAAGGCAUUCAAGGAAUUAAGGGGGAACCAGGAAUUCAAGGAAUGCCAGGACCACGAGGCCCCCCUGGAGAAGGGCUUCUGGGACAGAAGGGAGAUCGAGGAGCAACAGGUGAAAAAGGGAAAAAAGGAGAAAAGGGCGAUGUGGGUGAUCCUGGUUUAUCCGGAGAACCUGGCAAAACUGGACCAAAGGGAGAGCAAGGCCUAACAAGAGAAGACAUAAUUAAAUUAAUUAAAGAGAUAUGUGGUUGUGGUAUUAAAUGUAAGGAAAUUCCUAUGGAGCUUGUAUUUGUGAUUGACAGCUCUGAGAGCGUGGGACCAGAGAAUUUUGAGAUUAUCAAAGACUUUGUAACUGCAUUAGUAGACAGAGUAACUGUGGGCAGAAAUGCUACCAGAAUUGGCCUCGUACUGUACAGUUUAGAAGUUCAGCUAGAAUUUGGUCUCAACAAGCAUACAACUCAACAGGAUGUUAAACGAGCAAUUAGAAAAAUGCAAUACAUGGGAGAAGGCACUUACACAGGAACUGCUAUCCGUAAAGCAACCCAGGAAGGGUUUUUAGGUGCUCGAACAGGAGUGCGAAAAGUAGCUAUUGUGCUCACCGAUGGCCAAGCGGACAAGAGAGAAGCGGUGAAACUGGAUAUUGUCGUUCGAGAGGCUCAUGCAGCAAACAUCGAAAUGUAUGCAAUAGGAAUUGUCAAUACUUCCGAUCCAACACAGGCUGAGUUUGUGCAUGAACUAAAUCUGAUUGCUUCUGAUCCGGACAGAGAACACAUGUAUCUCAUCGAUGACUUUAAUACUCUCCCAGCUCUGGAGUCCAAAUUAGUCAACCAAUUUUGUGAAGAUGAGCAUGGUACCUUAAUUUACAAUCGUAAUGGAAACGUUGCAAGCAUAAGUGGACCAUCUUUCCAUGCAGUGUCUUCAAGUCCUUCAUAUUACAUGCUUCAGAACAACAAUAUUAAUGGACAAGCACUGUCAGCACAGACACCUGGGGUAUCUACAACAACCAGUGUACCUACUGUGGUAGUUAAUGAAGCCUAUGAAGAUAAACUAGAGGAAAAGGAACAGUCAUCCUUGGUAACAGUGGACAUUCGAGCUGUGACAUCGUCAUUGCCACCAUCUUCAGACAAAGUGCUGACAUCAUCUCUUUCAACUGCGAGGCUCACACCAAGGCCAGAAAGUGUUCUGGACCUCCGAUGCAAGUUAAGGCUGGAUCAAGGGCCAUGCCGUGUUUAUAUCAUAAAAUGGUAUUACGAUAAACAGGCCAAUGCAUGUGCUCAGUUUUGGUAUGGUGGCUGUGAUGGAAAUGCAAAUCGUUUUGAGAGUGAAGAGGAAUGUAGAGAGGCUUGUGUAUUUUCUUCUGGAGAAACCUGACAGCUUACAUGGAUUCUGCAAUGAAGUCUUCAUUUUCUUUAAAGAAGAGUGUUCCCAUACUGCUCGCUACUUUAAUAUCUCAAGCACAGAAUAUCAAUUUCUGAAUUACAUGCAACUACUACUCAGGGUUUACCAGAUAAACACAGCGAAUACAACAGCUUGUUCCCUACGUGCUGUCCAGGACACAAGACAGGGAGGUAGCUGAGCUACCCACCUCUCCCAACCACAUCUUUGUUAGAUUUAGACCUUCUAUCUAUCAGCACUCCUCAGUUUCCAGUAAUUAGCGAGGCACAUGACAAAUGAAAUUAAGCACUUCCACAAAUUUGUAUAGGUGACUAUGCCAGUAGCUGACAUCAACAAGUGAGGUUAGUUCAUGCCUAAAAUGGUUCUUGUCAUAUGUUUCUAUUCUGAAAGCCCUGACUUCUAAAUGCAUUUUAGUAUUUUACUGUUAAAAACUCAUUUGACUUAUGUUCAAAGCAUCAAACUAAGCAGAGUUUACUCUUUGUUGCCUGUCACUGCCAUGUGGCUUUUUACAUCUGUUUGCAUUUAUUUGAUAUGUCUCUUAUUUCUUGAAUUAUAUACUUAAAAUCAGCUUGUUUCCAAUAAACUGUUUCUGGUUUUACUGCUAGAAUAGAGAGUGGAUAAACAGUACCUUUACAGAACUGAAAACUGAUCUCACUACUAAGUUACAGCUAGAUGUGUUCCUGAUUAUACAUCUGGCUUUCUACCACAGUCCCGCUAGGGAAUUGCCACAGAUCAGGCACUCCUGCA
Messenger RNA from Gallus gallus (chicken), 4481 nucleotides. Its product is annotated as collagen, type XXVIII, alpha 1-like. Lineage: Eukaryota; Metazoa; Chordata; Aves; Galliformes; Phasianidae. Bases 177 to 3710 code for a protein of 1177 amino acids. Gene Ontology annotation, molecular function: serine-type endopeptidase inhibitor activity. The transcript has 37 exons. The record is from RefSeq and is a predicted model, not a curated record.